Messenger RNA from Cooperia oncophora, 278 nucleotides. The record is from the annotation of a GenBank genome assembly. Lineage: Eukaryota; Metazoa; Nematoda; Chromadorea; Rhabditida; Trichostrongylidae.
AUGUAUUCUAAAAACCGUGUCAAGGACGCUCAUACAAUCAUCGAUUUAGCCAUGUACAAUUACGAAGAGUUGAAAGAUCUGGUCAACCAUCCAUCGUAUAAACUUCGGAAAAAGCUCGACUUGAUCUUGAAUUGGCUAUUUCCUAAGAUAUGGAUCCCACGAUAUUCAAUGGUAACGUUCACCAGAAUUCCGUACCAUAUGGUUGUAGAGGACCGUCAAUGGCAGGAUAAGGUACUUGCAAGAUUGCAGUUCUCUUUUGUGAGCAUAACAGCUGUACU